GCAAACCAACUCCAAAUUAACCAGCGCUUAAGACUUAAGUGACUAGUCUCUCCAAAUCCAAUGUCUCCUCUCUUGAUAAUCUUCCUCCUACACAUGACAACCGGUGCCACCGCAGACCUCCGGACCGGUUAUUACUCGGGAGUGUGCCCAAAAGCCGAAUCCAUCGUCCGAGAUGUCAUGAAGAAGGCUUUGAUAAGAGAACCCCGGAGCCUUGCCUCAGUCAUGCGACUCCAGUUUCAUGAUUGCUUUGUUAAUGGUUGUGAUGCUUCACUGUUACUUGAUGACACACCAACUAUGCUCGGAGAAAAACUCGCCCUUGCAAAUAUAAAUUCAUUGAGAUCUUAUGAAGUUGUUGAUGAAGCCAAGGAAGCUUUGGAGAAGGCAUGUCCUGGAGUUGUUUCAUGCGCUGAUAUCAUUAUCAUGGCUUCUAGAGAUGCUGUUGCCCUGACUGGAGGACCAGGUUGGGAAGUGAAGUUGGGAAGAUUGGAUAGCUUAACAGCAAGCCAAGAAGCUUCAGACAAUGUAAUGCCAAGUCCAAGAUCCAAUGCCACCUUUCUCAUUGAUCUAUUCAGCAAAUUCAAUCUUUCUGCAAAAGACAUGGUUGCGCUCUCUGGAUCACAUUCCAUUGGCAAAGCUCGGUGCUUUUCGAUCAUGUUUCAGCUGUAUAACCAAUCUGGCACUGGCAAGCCGGACCCUGCCAUUGAACCCAAGUUUAGAGAAAAGCUAGACAAGCUCUGUCCUUUGAAUGUGGACCAAAACGUGACCGGAGACCUUGAUGCAACAUCAGUGCUAUUUGAUAAUCAGUACUUCAAGGACUUGGUUUCCGGGAGAGGGUUUCUGAAUUCGGAUCAAACUCUUUUCACAUUUCCGCGGACAAGGGAAUUUGUUAAUCAGUUCAGCAUUGAUCAAGAAGGAUUUUUCAAGGCUUUUGUUGAGGGGAUGCUAAAGAUGGGUGACUUGCAGGUCCAGCAACCUGGGGAGAUAAGGAAAAAUUGCAGGGUGGUCAAUCCAAAAAAUAAUUAA
This is a messenger RNA of Fragaria vesca subsp. vesca, 1023 nucleotides long. RefSeq names its product peroxidase 17-like. The transcript has 3 exons. The record is from RefSeq and is a predicted model, not a curated record. NCBI's taxonomy places the organism in Eukaryota, Viridiplantae, Streptophyta, Magnoliopsida, Rosales, Rosaceae. Bases 61 to 1023 code for a protein of 320 amino acids. Gene Ontology annotation, biological process: response to oxidative stress; hydrogen peroxide catabolic process. Gene Ontology annotation, molecular function: heme binding; peroxidase activity.